AUGCUUCUACAGCAUGGAACGAGGUUUACAUUGAAAAUAAUAAUGAUGUUGAUACAACUUUUGUGCAGUUGGAUAUUGUUAUCCAAGGCUGUCGACGUAGGCGGUUUCUAUUCUAUCCCAGGUCUAAACAAAACUGCUUACAUCAGGAAAGGUGACAUAAAUAUUGGGGCUCUGUUUGGGAUUUACGGCUCAAGCUCUAGUAACGUCACUAAAUGCGACAAAUUACGAAUGACAUCCAUCACUUUACAACGAAUGGAGGCGGCGGUGUUUGCGGUAGACAUGAUCAACAAAGACCCGACAAUGCUGUCCAACGUGUCCUUGGGGUUUGUUAUCCUGGAUGAAUGUGAUACGGAUAACACAGCUUUAGCACAGUCCCUGUCCUUUCUACCGAUGACAGCAGAUUCAUGCUUCUCCAACAUCUGUAACUCGUCCUCUUCUUCAAUUCUUCAGCCUUCCUCGCAUGCAGAUUCUAACGCAAUCAGUCAUUACGAUGUUGUCGGUGUCCUCGGCCCUAACAGAAGUGACCGAAGCAUUGCUAUAGCUUUACUCUAUUCAAUAGCACGCAUUCCUAUCAUGUCUUACAAGGCAACCACGGAUACACUAACUGAUAAAUCCAAUUAUAGAUAUUUCCUCCGGGUGAUACCUCCAGACAAGCAUCAAGUCAAAGCCAUGCUGACUUUCAUCAAAAGCCAGAACUGGAGUUACAUUUCUGUACUGUACAGCGCUGGUACUUACGGCGAACCAGCGUUUGACAACAUACAGUCUUUGUCUCCGAAGUUUGGGAUCUGUAUCGCUACGUCGCGUCGACUGAAUUCUGACUCCAACUUCAGAACAACUGCCAAAAGUUUGCUAGAGUACCCUCGAGCUAGGGCUGUUAUUCUCUUUCUCCUAGUGGACAUGGUCUCUGCGCUUCUGAAAGAGAUUAAAGUUCUUAAACAAGCCGGGAACUUUAUUUGGAUAGGGAGUGAUGCUUGGUCGGCAUCACUUUCGUCUCUGACUCCGUACAUGGAUGAAGUAAGUGGUUCUAUCAUCUUUGCCCCGGUAUCGGCAUUUGUACCGUCGCUUGAUGAAUAUUUCAGGACCUUAGUGCCUGCAGAAUCACCUAACCCUUGGAUGUUACCUUCGGUAGAGCUCAUCACAGGAUGUUCCCUAGCCAAAAAUAACUGCAAUCUGACACAUUUACCUUACGUAGAUAAUGGAUUCCCAUUUGCGGACGGUAAUUCGAACGUUCUUGACGCUGUCUAUUCUUUUGGACAUGCUAUAAAUAAACUCCUCAUGGAUCACUGUCCAAAUGCUAAGGGGCAACAAGCCAGACAUUGCCUUAAAGGAGAAAUACUUUUCCGAUAUCUCUUAAAUGUAUCAUUUGAAGGCUUCACUGGGCUUGUUAGAUUUGACGAAUACGGCGAUGGCAUGAGCAAAUAUCGCAUAAACCAAGUAUUCCCGCAGAAAUCUGCAGAUGGCAAUUUUACCGGAGCAAUUACUGAAAACACUAUUGCUUAUUACAACAUACUAACGAGCAGUAUUCAGUACGUCAGUCAGUUUAACUUAUCAUGGCAGUACUUCAACGAUCUUAAUUCUGAUAUUCCCUUCAAAAAACUCGACGCAGAUGAACGGCCUGAAUCAAUCUGUAGCUAUCCGUGUAAAGAUGGGCAGUUCAAAAUCCCCUCAAAGCUAGAAUGCUGCUGGGACUGCCGCUCCUGCAGAGAAAACGAACGGAUGGCUUUUGAUACUGAAGUCCCCAGAUGCGAAGUAUGUCCGCAGUUCAUGUGGCCGGACCAGCAGACAAAUUCAACUAUGUGUAUUCCAAUACCAGUCAGCUACCCGAAGUUCUCCAACACGCUACCUAUUCUCAUGAUGAUUCUGACCGUAGGGGCAAUUAUUUGUACGCUGGGCGUUAUAUUUGCUUACGUCUAUCUACGUGAAGUUCGUGUCAUCAAAGCUGCGAGUAGAGAACUCAGCUUCCUUCAGCUCGUCGCCAUCAUGGUCGGUUACAUCACGGUUGUUUGUUUCCAGUCCACGCCAACGCAUGUCACCUGCAGCGCCCUCUACUUCAUGUUCUGCUUGAGUUUCACGUGGCUUUAUGCUCCGUUGCUGGUGAAAGCUGUGCGAAUCUUCCGCAUCUUCCACAGUGGCACCAAGGGCAAACAGCGACCAAGAUUUAUCAGUCCAAUGUCUCAGAUGUUUAUGGCAGUUACCUUGAUUGUUCUACAGGUGCUGAUCUGUGUUGCGAUUGCUCUGACGUUCGCGCCAACAGCCAUACUGACACAACCAAUCAUCACUGACAAGUUCGUGGAGAUGUCCUGCGACAUGACAAUACCUGGCAUCGUCUCUUUCCUGGCAUACAACCUCAUACUGGUCUCGCUGUGUUUAAUAUUUGCAUUCAAGACCCGCAAACUUCCUGACAACUUCAACGAGUCAAGGUUUAUGUCCAUGUGCUUGUCCAGCACGUUGGUCAUCUGGCUGGCGUUUAUCCCUACCUACCUGACGGCUUCUCAUGAAUCUGUCAGGGUCAUGCUGCUCUCGGUGGCGCUUCUUCUGAACCACUCGGUUGCCCUUGUAUUCUUGUUUGUUCCGAAGAUCUACGCAGGUAUUUAUCUACCGCCGGAAGAAACGAAUGCCGUGUUUACCCACAGGCUGCCGAAUACCCUGGCUACGAACUUACACACUCGGAACAAUCAGGUCACUCCAAACACUCUUACUGAACCACCUCUGCAGGCGUUCUGA
Molecule: messenger RNA, 2724 nt
Organism: Candidula unifasciata
Lineage: Eukaryota; Metazoa; Mollusca; Gastropoda; Stylommatophora; Geomitridae
Source: the annotation of a GenBank genome assembly